AUGAUGAUGGUGAGCGACGACUGUCUGGUGGAGUGUAAGAUCGAUGACGAUGACGAUGAAGACAGUGCAGGUGCAGGUGAAGAACAGCUGAACACUCCUCCGCCUCCGCCAGAGUUUGCCUCCAAAGCUCCGACUCCACCUCCCAAACCCCCGACUCCUCCCGCAGGCCUUGUUGCACAAACUCCCACCCGUCCUGAGAACAGGGACCCUUAUGGCAUCAACCAGCACCUGAAGGUAGAAGUCAGUGACGUGCUGGCGGAGCCUGACACACCGCGCAGCAUAGACCAAGUGUGGUUUUACAGUGUUGUUGGCUUUGAGUCGGCGCGCAUCUGGACGUACCGGUGUCUCUCCCUGCUGCUCGCUGUGCCCUUCGCUCUCCUCUCUGGCGUUUUCCUGGCCAUCCUCGCCUGUUUGCACGUCUGGUGUGUGGUCCCUUGCAUACAGCUGAGCAACACUUUCCUUCCAUGUCUGCGGUCCUUGUGGAUGUGCGUUUUGAACAUUUUCAUCACUCCUUUCUGUUCAUCCCUCGCUCACUUCUGCAGCCAAAUCGCCAUUUCAGUGUCUAACAAGGACUGGUCUUUGAGGGCUGAAAAAGAUAUAGUAUGA
This is a messenger RNA of Myripristis murdjan (pinecone soldierfish), 606 nucleotides long. It is a transcript of the gene cav4b, whose product is annotated as caveolin 4b. The transcript has 3 exons. The record is from RefSeq and is a predicted model, not a curated record. Gene Ontology annotation, cellular component: caveola; sarcolemma; focal adhesion. Gene Ontology annotation, molecular function: molecular adaptor activity. The coding region runs from base 1 to 606 and encodes 201 amino acids. Lineage: Eukaryota; Metazoa; Chordata; Actinopteri; Holocentriformes; Holocentridae. Gene Ontology annotation, biological process: cell differentiation; regulation of cytosolic calcium ion concentration; caveola assembly.